CCAAAGUCAAAAUGAUAGGUGAAAAUUCAAAUAAUUUUUUAUUGUUUUUUUGUAUAUUUUUAUUUUUAAUCUUCCAUUCUUUAUCAUGAUGAAAACUGGAGACGAAGAAAUGCGCAUGUUGCAACUUGAUAAACCCGGAUUAGGAAAAUCUGUGACAGAACUUCAAAAACACUCCAUAGACGAGGCAAUGUUUGAACAUAAACCCAUAGACAGAGGCCUAUAUAUUGUCAGCAAAGGUGACGAAUUACAAAAACUCAGCGUCAUCGGGUCUCUGCCCGAACUACUAAAAUAUGACCAAAAAGGCACAGUAUCAAAAAUCAUCCCGAAAAUCCAACAGGAACUCCCCAAUUCCUCCUCAGAAUUCAACUUAGCCGUCAGCAGAAUGUUCAACAUCUUAAUCCACAUGGACAUACCUGUCAAUCUUGUGCCACAAAUAUUACAAGGCAUCGAAAACCGGGAUCCCAUUAUAGCAAACGCCUGGAUGGAAACUUUGCUUGAAGUAAUUCCAGUCCUAAAAGAAGCAGUGGUCAAAAACGAAAUACUUAGAUGUGCAAUUUCAAAGGCCCAACUAUCGAAACCUGCUUAUUAUAGAGUUUCUAGUUGUAGAAUUUUGGGCAAAAUAUCUUUGCAUAAAUGCAUGAAUCCUUUCGAAGUCAAAAAAGAUGUUUUACCAUUGGUACAAAGCUUAUGUCAGGAUUGUUUUCACGAAGUCCGUGCAGCAAUGUGCAAAGAAUUACCUGGAGUAGCUCAAGGCCUUUACAAUCUUGGUGAUGCUAUUGUUAAAGUCAAUUUGCUUCCGUUGCUAGUUGAACUAUCAGCUGACGAAAACGUUUAUGUCAGGUCAAUUGCCAUAGAGUCAGUAGUUGCUAUAAUACCGUAUUUGAGUCCUGAAACUAUUAAAGGCACCAUAGUACCUUUAACAAAAAAGCUGUGUACUAAAAGUGCUGCAGAAGGGGAUACAACUUAUAUUGCAAUGGCUAGCGUUUUUAAUAUGCUGAUAGCUAAUUUGCUGCCUCAAAUGACUCCCAGUGAUGGCAUGUGGUUUUUGGAUUAUUACAAUCAUAUUUGUAAAAAAGGACAGUCUACUAUUGAAGAUGUUGAUACAGAUCCUUCUGUGUGUAUGAUGUGUAGAGAAAAUUGCGCUUUAUGUCUUCCAGUAGUAGCUACAAUGGUGUAUGCCCAAAUUCCCAGCGAAAUAAGUGUCAAAUUUUACCAUACGUUUAGGGCUUUGGCAGCUGAUCCUUGUUAUAUUGUUAGAAAAGCUGUUGCCAGUUGUUUUGCUGAUGUUGUCAGGAUUUUAGGACAUUCAAACAAAAUAGUUAUAAUUGAUUUUACAAAACUAUUACGGGACGAAGAUGAGGAAGUUUUACACGCACUAAUACCAAAUAUUGCCAGUAUUUUGGAGUCUUUUACAUAUGUUGGGGUGUUGCAAAGAGAUACAAUAUUCCAAGCAACCUCAGACAUUUGCAGGGCAAUGCAAAAAUGUCACGAAGACGCUUUCAAAACAAACGACUGGCGUAUGAAAGAAUGCUCUUUGAGACAAUGGGAGUUUUUGCCUAAUAGUUUUCCAUCUGAUUUUAUUCACCAGCAUUUUUCCACUAUGGUCCUAAAUGCCGCUAUACAUGGUAAAGCAAAACCUGUCCGUUCUCAAGCAACACGCACCCUUUUAAUAAUUCUCAAAUAUAGUUUAAAAGAAAAUCACCGCAAAUGGAUCAGAGAAAUGAUUCAGACUCAGCUAUGUAACGCAGAAUGUUGCUAUUCAAGACAAAUGUAUGUAACCUUAUGCAUACAUGCUUUGGAUAUUUUCAGCUGGAAAUAUUUCAAAGAAUACUUUUAUUUGCCUCUAUUGAAUUUAUCUGAAGAUCCUGUAAGCAUUGUCCGGUUGUGCAUGGUCAAAUUGUGUCCGGUUUUAAAGCAAAUGCUCAAUUUCCCGUCUGAUAGAGCCUUACAGUUGCGGCUCGAAAAUAUUUUAUCGAAAAUGGAAAUGACUGAGUGUGAUAAGGAUGUUAUUAUGACUCUUAAGCAAAAGUUGAAGGAAAUGAGGUGUAUGAGGUCGGUGGAUUCGGAAGUUUUGGUCGAAGAUCGACGUAAGGCUGAUGAGGAGGAAAAGAUUUUGAAAGGCAAAUGGACUUUGGUUAAAGUUAUGCCUAUUGGAGGAGUUAAAGAAGAAAAGGCCGCAAUGAUACCGUCAAAACAAAACUCGGGCAAAAUCCCCACCAAACGCCUAGCGGACGGUACCACAAGUCCGAUGCCAUUUUUGGACCGCCAUUUUUACACUGACGCCGGGGUAUCUUUGCCAAUCAAUUGUCCUAAAACAAAAUCCCCAACCUUGAAAACUUCCAAGGAAGUUUCCAAACUGAUAACUUCGGCUGAACAUUUGACUUCUUGGCUCGACAAUAUUAGCAUUACAGAUGAAGUUAAUGUGGAAACAAAUAUGACUGACGAGUUAAAGGCCAGAAUAAGGCCUAAUAAAAAUAAUACACAACAAAAUGUUGUUAAAAGAAGGAGCCUGAAUAUGAGUAGUAGUAGUAAGAUUCCGGUUGUUAACAGGUUGUCAUACCAUGAAAAAUCCAAAUCUGAACAAAGUUUGGAUAAGCAAAAGUGCAAUAAUAAUAAUAAAGAAUCCAAAAUACCUUUGACGUUUAAAAGGUAUUCUGCUUCUCAGGAAAAUAUAAGUGCCAAAUUUAACUCAGGAUUGUCUUUGACUAGAAGACGGACCUACUAUAAGUAAAAGUAUUAAUCAGUAUUUUGUUAUUUGUUAGGGAUUUUUUUUUUAUAUAUAUAUUAUAUUUAUAUUAUUAUUAUACCUAUUGCUCUCUAUA
Ceutorhynchus assimilis (cabbage seed weevil) is the source of this 2822-nucleotide messenger RNA. Lineage: Eukaryota; Metazoa; Arthropoda; Insecta; Coleoptera; Curculionidae. The record is from the annotation of a GenBank genome assembly.